GCUGAAUCGCGCUUUGCCGGCAAUAUGGCGUCAGUAAACUAGAAUAUCGAUGAUAUUUAGCGAAAUUUAAUUAAAAAAUAUUACAAUGGAAGCGUGUAGUGACAAUAAUAACGAUAAUUUAGUUGUGAAUGAUAGAGGUUACACCAUUUUUCAAGAGAAUUUUAAUCGGAAACUGCUCGAAUACGACGGACAACAUCAAGGAUCUCUUAAAAAGGCUUGGACAUCGGAAAGAAUAGCUGAAGUUAUAAACGGAAUAAAAAAAGCUAGAAUGAGCAAAACUUGUGGGCAACGUAUGACCCCUAUGGAUUAUUAUUGGACGAAAAAAUACGAUAUUGUGACUAUAGACAAUCAGGAACAUUUAGUUUUUAAAAGACGCACCGACACAGUCCCCGUAGUCAGAAUUUUACCGAGAGAAGACUAUUUCGUUACAUUGCUAGAGUUGCAUAAAACUUGUGGCCACGGGGGACGCGAUAAAAUGCUGUCCAACAUUAAACAUCUUAAAUACUAUGUCCCUAAGAAAGCUGUUGAAAUACUUUUGUCUUUAUGCCCCGUCUGCGAGAGUAAAAGGAAUCUGUCAAGUGGAGGAGUCGCUCAAAACAUUCGCUCGAGUGAUUCAGAGUCGAGUGGACAAGUUGACGUUAAAAAGCCGGUCGUGCAGACCCAUCAUAGUGCAAUCGAUGGACAAGCCAAAUUGAAAAUAUCACGAGACAUAAUAACGAAAACCGUUAUAAAUCAGAACAAGAAAAACUCAACAGUCAUUACGACCAAACCGCAGACGAACCCAGUCCAAUUUCUACUUUUGAAAGAUGUCACAACAGAACGAUGGAAACGCGAUUCAAGUUCGGGAGGAUCCCAAGCAACUCCAAACGAGAUUCCGUUGAAAAAACAAAAAUUGACAACGUGUGCGUGCAGCGAAAUAUUGACUGAAAGCGUUACCAAAAACGUCCUUGAGAAACUUUCCAAAGAGGAUAAUGAUCCUGAUAAGCAGUUCUUUUUAGGUCUUCUAAAUGAUUUCAAAGCUAUACACGACGAAAAUAAAUUGGAUGCUAAAAGUGAUAUCAUAAAUGUUAUUAGAUAUUAUAAGAACAAAAGUUUAAAUAGAGCUAUAAAUGAAGAAGCACAGACAGGUGAUACUAAAGCUAAUAAUGACAAGAAUAUUUCGCAUUAUGCUGACUGUUUUAAUAAAAUGAAUGAACGAUAUUCAGUUACUUGUAAUGAUAGUUUAGUUGUACCAAAAUGUAUUCGUCAUGUAUGCAAGCCAGCGUCGCCAAGUCGAAAAGUUGAAAUUGAGAUAAAUCCGCUAGCCCUUAAAGAUGAACAAUCAACGCUUGUUAUUAAGGAAUCCGGAAAGGCAUGUCUUGGAACAUGCUGUAUACAACAACAGAGUCAGCAAGAGACGAGAGCCAAAGAAAUAGUAUUUGUGAAGACGGAACCACAGGAUGAUGUGAACAGCGAGCUUUUGAUCGAGGAUCUUCGGCAUCCUGUUCACUCCAGCGGCUCUGAGGAUUCAUCAGAUGCGCCAUCAGACCAAGAUCCGUCACCGGAAAACGACAAGCGAUGUUCACAGCCAGAGAAACCCAUGCCAGGCAUAACCCCAAAAUCGAGUCAUUUACUAAAGAGCGAUGAGAUUAAAAUUGAAGAUAGAGACCAGACGAACACAGAAUCUGAAGAAGGAUAUAGAUAA
Messenger RNA from Spodoptera exigua (beet armyworm), 1684 nucleotides. The record is from the annotation of a GenBank genome assembly. NCBI's taxonomy places the organism in Eukaryota, Metazoa, Arthropoda, Insecta, Lepidoptera, Noctuidae.